Hemicordylus capensis (graceful crag lizard) is the source of this 11569-nucleotide messenger RNA. It is a transcript of the gene VPS13A, whose product is annotated as vacuolar protein sorting 13 homolog A. The transcript has 72 exons. Bases 391 to 9969 code for a protein of 3192 amino acids. Gene Ontology annotation, cellular component: extrinsic component of membrane. The record is from RefSeq and is a predicted model, not a curated record. NCBI's taxonomy places the organism in Eukaryota, Metazoa, Chordata, Lepidosauria, Squamata, Cordylidae. Gene Ontology annotation, biological process: protein targeting to vacuole; autophagy; protein retention in Golgi apparatus.
UAACCGACACAAGCUCGCGCGACAAAGAACGUUGCCUUCUCAGAGGCGCGCGCGCGCCCCGCCCGCAUAUCUUGUACCGUCCAUAUCGCCGCCGCCUUGCUGGAGAGGAGGAGGAUGAGAGGCGUGAAUUCAGAGCUGCUCGUGUAGUCGGAGCUUUGCAGGGCACGGCUCGGUGGAGCCCAAGUGUUCCUGUCACACGCCUGCGCAGUAGGCAGGGCGAGUCUGAGUACAACACGCCGAGGCAGCGGCGGGUGGCCAGCCGCCACCCUAUUUGGCGCGGCAGCAGAGAGAAGGGGCUGGGGGCUCUUCCCCACUGCGCACUGACAUCUUGGACCGCCGCCAGGCAAGGGGAGGCUCGACGCAGGGGGAGCCAGCGAGCCGCUCCUGAGGAUGGUGUUCGAGUCGGUGGUCGUGGACGUUCUGAACCGCUUCCUGGGCGAUUAUGUGGUGAACCUGGACAGUUCUCAGCUGUCGCUCGGCAUCUGGGGAGGAGCUGUAGCACUUAAGAACCUUGAAAUAAAAGAAAAUGCACUGUAUCAAUUUGAUGUUCCAUUUAAAGUUAAAGCAGGGCACAUUGGUAAACUGAAUUUGCAAAUUCCGUGGAAAAAUCUUUAUACGCAACCAGUUGAAGCUGUUCUAGAAGAAGUUUACUUGCUUAUAGUGCCUACAGCCAGUAUUAAAUAUGAUGCUGAAAAAGAAGAAAAACAACUCUUGGAAGCAAAGCAGAAGGAACUGCAAAGAAUAGAAGAUGCAAAGCAGAAGAUUGCUGACAAAGAAAAACCAGAGGAGAAGCAAGACACUUUCGUAGAAAAGCUAAUUACUCAGGUCAUCAAAAAUCUUCAGCUGAAAAUUUCCAACAUCCAUAUUCGUUAUGAGGAUGAUAUCACGAAUAAAGAUAUUCCAUUGUCAUUUGGUGUCUCACUUCAGAAUCUUAGUUUACAGACUUCUGAUCAAAGCUGGAAUCCAUGUAUACAUGAUGAAACCACUAAAUUGUUCUAUAAGCUUGUACGCUUGGACAACUUUUUUGCAUAUUGGAAUGUUAAGUCUGAAAUGUUUUAUCAUGGUGGUUAUAAUGAAUCUUUGAAUAACUUACAGCACGGGGUUGCAAAUACUAAUGUGAUUCCAGAAGGCUACAGUUUUGUGUUCCGUCCAAUUUCAGCUAAAGCCAAGCUCCGCAUGAAUCCACGAUCUGAUGUUGACUUUUCUGCACCAAAACUAGACCUAGAUGUAAAUCUUCAGGAUAUAGCCAUAGAACUUAAUAAGCCACAGUAUUUUAGUAUAAUGGAGCUCCUUGAAUCUAUCGAUAUGAUGACCCGAAAUUUACCAUAUCGGAAGUAUAGGCCUGAUGUUCCUGUGCACAACAAUGCCAAGAAAUGGUGGAAAUACGUUAUAUGUGGCAUUCUUGAAGUAAAUGUCCAACCCAAACUAAAUAUGUGGUCAUGGGAGCAUAUUCAUUACCAUAGAAGUCAAGUGAAGAACUAUAAAGAUCUGUAUAAAAUAAAAAUAACAUCAAAGAAGCCUGCAGAGGAGAUUUUAAACAUGUUGGAGCAACUAGAGAAAUCUUUGGACAUAUUCAAUAUCACUCUAGCAAGACAACAGGCAGAAGUUGAGGCAAUGAAGUCUGGAACAAAGAUUUUCAGACCAGGGGCUAAACAAGAUGCUGAAGACUCUGGUGGCUGGUUUAGUUGGAUGUGGGGAUGGACUGGAGGUGGUGGCCAACAAACUAUGCAAGAACCAAAAGGUUUUGAGCAAUUGAUGACUCCACAGGAAAAGGAUAAACUCUAUGCAGCAAUUGGUUAUAGUGAAACAGCUGCUGAUCUAACAUUGCCCAAAACGUAUGAAGCCAUCAAGCUUUAUGUAAAACUAUUCAGCGUGACUGUAUCGAUAAGGGAAAAUAAGGAGAAGUCUGAUCUGAUAAAACUUGCGUUAAUUGAUUUGUGUACAACAGUAACACAACGGCCUGGUGCUGAAGCAAUACGAUUUGAGUCAAGUGUAAGUGCAUUAGAAGUUCAGGGUAUGGCUCAAGGAAAUGUAAUACCCUGCUUGCUGUCCUCUCGAACAGUACAUUCAGCAGACAAUGCAUCACUCUUCACCAUAAUGUUUGAGACCAAUCCCUUAGAUGAUAGUGCUAAUCAGAAGUUAAGAAUAGAGUCCCAGCCUUUGGAAAUAAUUUAUGAUGCAAUGACUGUGAACAAUUUAGUGGAUUUCUUCAGACCGCCAGCUGAUGUUCAUUUAGAGCAAUUAACCUCAGCAACUUUGCUGAAGUUGGAAGAAUUCCGUGAGAAGACAGCAACAGGAUUAGUGUAUAUUAUAGAAACACAGAAGGUUCUAGAUUUAAAAAUAAAUCUUAUGGCUUCCUAUGUCAUUGUUCCACAAAAGGGGUUCUAUGAACCAACAUCAGAUAAAUUACUACUGGAUCUUGGUCACUUAAAGAUGACUAGUAAAAGUCGGUCUGCCUUGGCAGAUAUCAAAAUUGGAGAAAACACUCUAGAAGAUAUUAUGUCAAGAGCAUAUGAUAAGUUUGAGAUUCAGAUCAGCAGCAUACAGCUCCUUUAUAGCAGACAUUAUGAAAAUUGGGAGGAAGCUCGUAGUUUACGAUCUUCUUCUCAGCACAUCUUGCAACCUCUGGAUGUGAAAAUGGAACUGAACAGAGCAAUGGUUGUGACAGAUGCAAGAAUGCCUAAGUACAAAAUGUUUGGUGAGCUGCCAUUACUUUAUUUCAGCAUUUCAGAUGAGAAACUGAAAUGUAUUCUGGAGCUACUUGAUAGCAUUCCUAAACCAGAAAGUCCUGUUGAUUCUUCUGCUCUGCAAGCUUCUCCGCUUCAAGCACCUUCUCUGCUAACAACCCCACAAUUGUCAACUGUUGUCAUUCCAUUUCUAGAAACUCAUUCAGUAGCUGGAUCAAGCGAAUCUGAAGAUGAAUAUUUCGAUGCCCCAAGCAGUCCUGUGGAAGAUCGGAUAUUUUUUGAAGCACCUUUGGCUUCCUUGAGAAGAGCUGGCAACUUCCAGAAAACGACAGUGAGAAGAGAAUCUUUGAAGAAUAUGACUGAUUUUGAGCUAAGAUUUGAAAUAUCUGAGGUGUUCCUUCAAGUGUGUCGUCUUACUCAAGGUGCUGAAAAACCAAUCCUUCGCCUAGAGAUUUCAAAAUUAGGCACAAACCUUAAGCUAAGAACAUACGAUAUGGCUGCUACUGCUUUUCUUAGUGAAAUUUGCUUAAUUUGUCCAGAAUAUAUGGAUGACAAAGACAAGCCAGUUUACUUAAUUUCAACAUUGGAUAAUUCAGUAGAGGACCUUCUACAAAUUGAAUAUGUAAAGGCAGAUAUUAAUGCCCCAGAACUGAAAACUACAUAUCAGAAUGUUCUACAGCUGAUAAAGGUGAACUUUUCUUCUCUGGAUGUCCAUUUACAUACAGAAGCACUUCUGAAUACCAUUAAUUUUGUUAAUAAUCUCCUACCGAAAGAACAGACAACUUCAACUGUAUCGGAGAUUGUUCCGGAGAAAGAAGAGAAGAGGGAAGUUCUUAAGAAAUUAACUUCAAAAAAGGCAAAAUAUGAAGAUGUUUGUGAUCUCCGUGUUUAUGCAGACAUGUCCGGUUUACGUGUUUUUAUACGAGAACAAAAACGCAGGAUAGCAGAAAUUCAUGUUGAAGGUCUUGAUAGCGAGGUGAUGAUGAAGAAAGAAAAGACUGAAAUAUCAGCAAAGUUAAAGAAUAUAAUUAUUCUGGAUUGUAAUGAGGCAGCACUAUAUAAAAAGGCUCUCUAUAUCACUGGAAAAGAAGUAUUUAGUUUCAAAAUGGUGACAUACCUGUCUGCUACAGAUGGUAAUGCUUAUACAAAUAUGAAUGCUGUUGACAGCCAGGUUUACUUAACUGUUGGCUGCAUUCAAAUUGUGUUUGUCAACAAAUUUUUUUCUGCUGUUUUGGACUUUGUAAACAAUUUUCAGACAGCAAAGGAAGCAAUUACUGAAGCAACUGUUCAAGCUGCAGAAAAAGCAGCUACUGGUGUAAAGGAAUUGGCCCAGCAGAGUUCCCGAAUGGCACUGGACAUUAACAUUAAAGCACCUGUUGUCAUAAUACCACAGUCGGCAAUAUCUACUGAUGUUCUGGUUGCUGAUUUUGGUUUGAUCACUAUAAAGAAUACGUUUUUGAUUGUAAAUACUGUGCUUCGAUAUAAUCUUCCACCUAUUCUUGAUGAUAUACAUGUGAAACUGAGUGAACUAAAAUUGUACAGAUCAAAUAUGGUUGAUGACUCAUUGCAAAAUGAAGUACAGCUACUACAACCAUUAAAUCUUGAAGUUACCAUUCAGCGCAAUUUAGCUGCUCUUUGGUAUCAUGAAAUUCCUGAUGUUAAAAUAUUUGGACAACUCAAACCAAUGAAUCUAAUUCUCAGUCAGGAGGACAUAACUACUAUCUUGAGGACACUGAAUGAAAAUUUAGGGGAUAGUUCUGACUCUCCACCUUCUGUACUGCAAGAAAAAGAUACAGAAAGCACCCACCAUGAGGCAGCCAGUGACUCUCGUAUUUUUGGAGCUGGAGUAACAGUUGUAACAUCUGCUGUGGUGGAAACACAUUCUUCUGUUAAGGUUAAAACAACACUAACGUUGGAUUUCCAGUGUGAUUCUCUCACUCUUGUUUUGUACAGUCCAAAUUCAAACCAGCAGCCUCCAGUUCUGGAUCAGCGAGAUGUUCUUUGGAAACUUGCAGAACUUAAAUUGUUGUUCAUAUCAGCUGCUGCCAAAAUGUUGUCUGAUGGAUCAAUGAAUGCUUCAGUCAAGUUAACAAACUGUACUCUGGAUGAUAAACGGCAGAUGGUUAAGAAAGCUACACCAAAGAUGAUGGGAAUGAAACGUGGAAAUGUGGAAAAGAAAGUCAUGGUGGAUAUAAGUUAUAAGCAGGGAAGAGAUGGCACUGCUGUUCUUGAUACAGUUGUUCAGGAGACAUAUCUCUGUGCUAGCAUAGAGUUUCUCCUUACUGUUGUGGAUAUAUUUCUAAAUGCCACUGCUGAAAGCGCUGCGGCACAGAGAAACUUCACACAAACUUCAGCUUCCAAGGAAGAAGUGUCUGUACAGCCAGCAUCCACAAUGGAAAUAAAUGUUGUUGUUAAAAAUCCUGAGAUUGUGUUUGUGGCCGACUUAACAAGAAGUGAUGCACCUGCACUAGUGGUUACAGCACAGUGUGAAGUCUCUAUGAAAAAUGGCCCGGAAAUGUCUAAAAUGACAGCUACUGUUAAAGGUAUAGAAAUGAAAGCCUGCCCAUUUCUUCCAGAUAUGAGAAAAGGCAAUGUUACUACGAUAUUGCAGCCUUGUGAUCUCUUAUUUGAUAUGAUGCAGUCAGGUACAAAUCCUCAGAAAGGUGAUCUAUCUGUUAAGUCCAUAAGGAUUAAGGUGUCACCUAUUAUCUUAAAUACAGUCUUAACCAUUACAUCAGCACUUUUUCCAGCUAAAGAGACUGCAGAGAAAGACCUUAGUCCAGUAUCUCCAGACCUAUGGGAUAAGAAAGAUAUUAAAAAUCUAAACAUGUGGUUUUUUGAAGAGCCAAGUGAAAACAAAAAUCCUGCUUCCUUAACUGCAUUGGUCCCUACAGGAGAGACAAUGCAAAUGAGAAUUGAAAGUGUUAUCAUCACUCUUGAAGCUGGGGUUGGUCACAAAACAGUCCCAAUGCUUUUAGCAAAGUCGUCAUUUUCUGGAGAAGUCAGAAACUGGAGUACUCUGAUCAAUCUCUCUUCUCGUCUUGAACUAGAGGUACAUUAUUACAAUGAGAUGUUUGGUGUUUGGGAACCAUUGCUUGAACCAUUGGAAGUUGAAAACACUGAUACAUUCAGACCAUGGGUACUAGGAAUGAAGAUGAAAAAGAAGGCCAAAAAAGCCUUGGCUGAAGUUGAAGAAGAAGAAAACUACAAGGUGCCAGAAUACAAAACAGUGAUAAAUAUUUACUCUCAAGAUCAGCUGAACAUUACAUUGUCCAAAUGUGGACUACUAAUGUUGAGUAAUCUAGGCACGGCAUUUGCUGAAGCAGCUACACAGACUUCAGAAAUUUUCAAAAAAGAUCAGGCACCUUUUGUAUUAAUGAAUUCCUUAGGAGUCCCCACUGUUGUCUUGCCUAGUGAUUCCUUCAGUGUCCUUAAUGUUGACCCAAAGACAAAGCCAUAUGUUCUAGAAGAUGGACAGAGUCUCAGCAUGGAGUAUAUUGAGACCAAAGAGCAAGACCAUUUCACAGCAAUGACUACCUUAAGCAGCAAAGUAUUCUACAUUCGGCUCACUCCUCAGAAUCAUUCCACUACUGAAAAAAUCCCAUUGACAAAAGUGGGGCGAAGUAUUUUCAGAGUAAGGCACAAUGACUCAGGUGUUGUAAGAUCUAUUGUGUGUCAAAUUGAUACAGUUGAAGGGAGCAAGAUCAUUACAGUACAUUCACCUAUCCAGAUAAAGAAUCAUUUUUCAACUCCCUGGAAUAUAUAUGAAAAUGGAAAAUGUUUGGGAACUGCUUCAUCAAAGAAUGAAUUUAACCUACCCUUGACCUCUUACAGAUCACUACUAUUUUUUCGACCAGUUACUGAAGAAAAUAGCAUUUCUCAAGAAUAUGAAACAAGUGAAGGAGUUAGCUUUGAUGAAAUUGUGAAGAAUUUUGACAGAUCGUUGCAGAAGAAAUGUCAGCCCAUAAAAUCAUCUAACCAUCCUCUUAUCAUCAAUAUUGUUCCAGUGCAAGAUACAUUGAUAACUUCAGUGUGUACAGAUGAUCAGUGGGAUUUACCAUACAUUGUUCAUUUAUGGCCUUCUGUUGUUCUUCGCAAUCUUCUUCCGUAUCAAAUUGCCUAUUCCUUAGAGGGGCAUGAUACAACAUGCAACGCUCUACAAGAUGGAUGUUCAGCUCAGAUUCAUAAUGCAAUACUGGAUCAGAGCAAAUUGAAAUUACAUCUACUCAAUUAUCUUGAUAAAAAUUGGACCAGCGAGUAUCACAUUAGAAGAAAUCAGCAAGAAAUUAGUUUCCUCACAUUCACAAGUAUUACUGACCUAGAUAGGGAAGAUUUGGAUAUUGCUGUCCAUGUAACCUAUGCUACAGGACAAAUGAUUAUAGCAAUUCACAGUCCGUAUUGGAUGGUAAAUAAGACUGGCCGAUUGCUACAAUAUAAAGCUGAUGGCAUUCACCGCAAACAUCCACCUGACUACAAGAUGCCACUUCUUUUUUCUUUUCAGCCUAAACACUUUUACCAGAAUAAUAAGGUUCAGCUUAUGGUGACAGAUAGUGAACUUUCUGAUCACUUUUCUCUGGAUACAGUUGGCAGUCAUGGUUUUGUUAAAUGUAUGGGCUACAAGAAGGAAUACCAAGUUGGUGUCACUAUAAAUAACAGCAGUUUUAACAUCUCUAGAAUAGUGACUUUCACACCUUUUUUUAUGAUCACAAACAGAAGUAGACAUAAUUUAGAAGUAGCUGAAGAAGGCAAUGCAAAGUGGAUUCCAAUAAUUUUACAGCAGUGCACUCCUUUUUGGCCUGAAAAUAAUUCAAGCAAGUUAUGUGUUAGAGUAGAAAAUUCUAACAUCCCACCAAAAAUUAUACAACUUGAUAAACACGAAAAUUGUUUGCUUCUACACUUAGACAAUGGGCUUGGAGGCAUUAUAGUGGAUGUUACACUGGCUGAACAUUCAACAGUAAUAACAUUCUCUGAUUACCAUGAUGGAGCGGCACCAUUCCUGAUAAUUAACAAUACCAAGACAGAAAUUAUUGAAUAUGGACAGAGUUCCCUUUCUACAGUGGAAGAUUCUCUGCCAUCGAAUAAAGCAGUUCUGUAUACAUGGGCUGAUCCAAUAGGCUCCAGAACACUGAAAUGGAAAUGUGGAAAGAGCAAUGGAGAAGUAACUCAGAAAGAUGACUUGAUGACAUCUUUCCAAGCCGGAACAAAGUGCAUUUAUUUCGUUUCAUUUCUUGAAGGCUUACAACGCAUUAUCCUGUUCACCGAAGAUGAAAAGGUUUUCAAAGCAACAUAUGAAAGUGAAAAGGCUGAAUUAGCAGAACAAGAAAUCAUUGUGUCGUUACAAGAUGUUGGGAUUUCUUUAGUAAAUAACUACUCAAAGCAGGAAGUAGGUUACAUUGGAAUCACAAGUUCUGAUGUAAUUUGGGAGACAAAACCCAAGAAAAAGUCAAGAUGGAGGCCACUGAGCGUGAAGCAAACUGAAAAACUGGAGAAAGAAUUUAAAGAAUACUGUGACCUCUCGCCCACAGAAAAUAAAAUAGUUGAACUGGAUACUAAUGUUCCGGUCUGCUUGACUCCUACUGGUGACAGCAUGAAAAUACUAGAGCCAAAUGAAAUUCCUGUGAGAAGAAGUUUUUUGCCAGCUUUAAAAGUACAAUAUAGUACAUCUGAACAUCAGACAUCAUUCAGAGUCCAGAUUUAUAGGAUACAGAUACAAAACCAGAUUGCUGGAGCCAUAUUUCCCUUUGUGUUCUAUCCAAUUAAACCUCCCAAGUCCAUCACCUUGGAUUCAGAACCCAAGCCAUUUACUGAUGUCAGCAUUGUCAUGAGAACUGCAGGACAUUCUCAGAUAUCACGUAUAAAGUAUUUUAUGGUUCUUAUUCAAGAGAUGGAUCUCAGGUUAGAUCUUGGGUUCCUUUAUGACUUGGUUGAUUUCUUUACAUUUGCUGAUGAAGUGCCUAAAGACCAAGAGACUGCACUUUUCAAAAAGGAUGUUGAAACUGUACAGGAAGAACUGAAGGACAUAUCAUCAACUGAUACAUCACAAAUCAGCUUAUAUGAAUAUUUUCAUAUUUCUCCAAUCAAGUUACAUUUAAGUUUUUCGCUCAGCACUGGUGGAGAAGAUAGCAACAAAGAAAAGCGCAAGGAACUUAUUCCAGUUCAGUCCCUGAACCUCUUGUUAAAGAGCAUUGGGGCCACACUCACAGAUGUGCAGGAUGUUGUCCUUAAGUUGGCAUUCUUUGAACUCAACUAUCACUUUUGCACUACACAGCAACUGCAGUGGACUGUUAUUAUGCAUUAUUCGAAGCAGGCUAUUAAACAAAUGUAUGUUCUUAUCCUUGGCCUUGAUGUUUUGGGCAAUCCAUUUGGAUUCAUAAGAGAUUUAUCUGAAGGAGUUGAAGCCUUCUUCUAUGAACCUUAUCAGGGGGCUAUCCAAGGUCCAGAAGAGUUUGUAGAGGGAAUGGCACUGGGACUUAAAGCCCUAGUUAGUGGCGCUGUUGGUGGAUUAGCUGGUGCUGCAUCAAGAAUUACUGGUGCUAUGGCUAAAGGGGUAGCAGCAAUAACUAUGGAUGAAGACUAUCAGCAGAAGCGAAGGGAAGCCAUGAAUAGACAACCUGCUGGCCUCAAGGAGGGUAUAACACGUGGAGGAAAAGGCUUGAUGUCUGGCUUUGUUAGUGGAAUAACAGGAAUAGUAACAAAACCAAUAAGAGGAGCCCAGAAAGAAGGAGCAUCAGGCUUCUUCAAAGGUGUUGGAAAAGGCCUGGUGGGAGCAGUGACAAGACCCACUGGAGGAAUAAUAGACAUGGCCAGCAGCACUUUUCAGGGAAUUAAAAGAGCUACAAAUAUUUCUGAAGAUGUCGUGAGUCUCCGUCCUCCUCGCUUUUUUGGUGAGGAUGGAGUUAUUCGACCAUACAGAUUAAGAGAUGGUACUGGAAGUCAAAUGUUACAGAAUAUUGAAAAUGGAAGAUUUGCAAAACUGAAAUAUUUUACACAUGCAAUGGUUAAUAAUACAGAUUUGCUAAUGGUAACAAAGAGUGGCAUAUUGUUUGUGACAAGAGGUACUUUUGGACAGCUAACGUGUGAAUGGCAGUACUCAUAUGAUGAAUUUACCAAAGAACCAUUCAUUGUUGAAGGUCGGAGGUUGCGCAUUGAAGCAAAGGAACGCGUCAAGUCUGUAUUCCAUGCCAAAGAAUUUGGGAAAAUAAUUAAUUUUAAAACACCCAACGAUGCCAAGUGGAUUCUCGGUAAACUGGAAGAAGUAAGAGAAAGUCACACAACUUCAUGACCAUUGGUUCAGGAUUCCAAAUGACAGAAAGCAGUCCCGACAAUUCUUUUGAAUAUGAAAGAGGCAGGAUUUUGAUUAGUUAAAUAAAUUGCUUAUGAUCCUUCUACACAGGCAGAGUCAAAAGGCUGCCUUAAUGUCAUAAACACUGUUUUCAAGCUGAGAACUUUUGCCAAAUUGUGGCUUAUUGAACUUUUUAUUUUUAAACAAUGCACAAUUAUUUAAACCUAGGUUGCAAAAUGACACACACACACACACCCCGUUUUAUUCUUUCAUAUAAUCUACAUAACACUUUGUGAUUACGAUUUUUGUGGUAGCUGGUGUUUCCCCCUGCAAAGACUGAGCUUUAGUUUUGUCAGUUUUCAGAUGGAUUUAAAGGGACAUGCUAUAAUUACCACAUCACAUGUUAAUAUUCAGUUAAAUUCUUCAGGGAAAAACUGAUUUAACCAGCAAUGCUCUUAUAUUAUAAAUGACUUUGCUGACCAGUUUAUUCAAAUUAAGCCUUUUUAUUUACCAAUAUAGAUCACAUGAGGUUAUUUAGUUUUUUAUACUAAUAAACAGUUUGUUGUACUGUAAUAUCAUUUUUAGCAUUCACUUUUUAUAUGAUGCAAAAAAAAUAGCAAAGUGUUCUGGUUCCUCGUGGUGGGUUGAUGUAUACAUGCAAACAUGAAUUUAUUGAAAAGAUAACAGUAGGGAUGUGCCUUUGCAAUAAUGCUUUGAAUGGCAUGGUCCUUAACACUUCAGAUUAUCAAUGGAGUUGAAAAGAUCUUGUAAAGCAGUAUGUUUUAAAACAGUAUUUCAUUCAAGAAUAUCCCUUCAGUUUAUAUAAUAAUGUGGGAAAAGAAUCUACAGUCCAGCACUUUAGAUUUCCAAAUUAUUUUCUAUUAUUAACAUUUGCUUUCUGCAUUUCAACUCAAAACAAUAACAGUUUUUCAUACAGAACUGCAAAAAUAUAAAUAGGAGGGCCUCUAAAGGUUUGCAUAAAGAUUUUUAACAUUGAUUAAGUCAGGCUUUACAAUAAUGCCUAUAAAUACAUAUGUAUCUGAGAGCGUUGCUUAUAUAAAAGGAAACGGAAUGCAAAUUAUGUAAGUGUAUUAUUGCCUAAUCCAGAUUUGAAGACUAUGGAUGGUUUAAUGCAUGUAUUAAGUGUCUGCUGCAAGAAUAUUCUUUCCAAACUGGAGGAUUGUGAUGAGGGGUAUUGGGCCUUCUGAAAUAGUUGGUGGUGCUUGAGCUACCUGACCUGUAGCUUUGUUGUAAAAGCUAAAGUAAAUGGCAUGCCAAACUGUAAUUGUAUGCAUUUAUAUAAACUCUUGCUUGCUCCAUUAGGUAACUCUCUGAGCUAGUUACAAUACAUUGCAGUCUUCCCCAUAACAUUUUAUCCUUUGCUGUGCUGAAUGUAAAUUAAAUUAAUGAUUACCAGAAAUGCCAAAGUAUAAUUUGUCUUGUGUGACUCAAGAAUGUGAAUUCUGCCCGGAUCAUUGAUUUAACUGACAGUUGUAUCAAACUUGAGCAUUUAUUUACACUUUCUCAUGGCCAGCCUUAGCUGCCAACCAACCAUAUUACUCCUUCUCAACAUAAACAAUAAACAAUCCAAUGGCUCUUA